AUGACACUUAAACGAGGAGCUUUAAUAGUUAUCGAGGGUGUUGAUAGAACUGGUAAAUCAACACAAAGUAAACGCUUAGUUGAAAGCUUAAAGAAUAAACAAAUACAAGCUGAAUACACGAACUUUCCAGAUAGGAGCACUGAAAUUGGUAAAGUAAUUAAUGGUUACUUGACAUCAAAGAAUGACUUGUCAGAUGAAACUAUCCACCUGCUUUUCUCUGCAAAUCGUUGGGAGAAAUCUAGAGGCAUAAUAAAAACAUUAGAAGAAGGAGUCAGUGUCAUUGUGGAUAGGUACUGUUAUUCUGGUGUAGCAUUCUCUGCUGCAAAAGGUUUAGAUUUAAAUUGGUGCAAAUCACCAGAUUCUGGUCUGCCAAUGCCUGACAGGGUAUUCUUUCUUACAAUGCCUCUUGAUAAAAUACAGCAAAGAAACGGGUUUGGAAAUGAAAGGAAAGUAUCUUUCUUUUGCCUAUUUAUGCUUUUAUACGCUAGUAUGUGGAUACUAAUGUAUGAAGUCCCAGACUUUCAAAAGAAAGUUUCAGAAAUGUACCAGCAACUAAAAGAAGAUAACUGGGAAAUUCUGGAUGCCAGCAGAUCAAUAACAACAAUUGAGGAGGAAUUAUUAGAAAAAUCUUUAAAUGUUAUUAACAGUGUUGGAUUAAAACCCAUAGGCAAGAUUUGGGUCGAGUAA
Molecule: messenger RNA, 687 nt
Organism: Parnassius apollo (apollo)
Lineage: Eukaryota; Metazoa; Arthropoda; Insecta; Lepidoptera; Papilionidae
Source: the annotation of a GenBank genome assembly